Messenger RNA from Anastrepha obliqua, 3728 nucleotides. RefSeq lists its product as uncharacterized. The record is from RefSeq and is a predicted model, not a curated record. Lineage: Eukaryota; Metazoa; Arthropoda; Insecta; Diptera; Tephritidae. Gene Ontology annotation, cellular component: nucleoplasm; chromatin. Gene Ontology annotation, molecular function: protein binding; ubiquitin-protein transferase activity; zinc ion binding. Gene Ontology annotation, biological process: positive regulation of DNA-templated transcription.
UUACUUAGAAGCGCGCGCGCUCUCGGACAACACAGUGCUGGAAGACUAAUUUGCAAUAACCCUUAGUAUAUUAUAUAAAAAUCUAUUUCAAUAGUGAACCAAAUUGUAGAAAAUUAUAAUGAAUAACUGCGAAUAUUACUUUGAGGUGCAUCGCAAAUCGAAUGAAUUCACGCAGAACUCCGAUAACGACUCUAGAUUAAGUCCUGAUAAUUACGAAAGCGCGAGUGAAAAUUUGCUUACCGACUAUGAAGUUGUGAGCAACGGGGAAGCCGAAGAGGACGACGACAACGAGGUGGUCUAUCGAAAAUUGCGACGCGAGAAAACGGAAAACUUUUCACCCAACGCAAGUGGUGAGCGUGAACGUGAACGUGAUAAAUUGAAAUUGAGUUUGAGCGUUGAGAAAAUAUCGUUAAAAUCACGGUCGGAAAAAAUCGAUAAAUCCGACGCGUCGUUGGAAACGGAAAUUGCGCAGCAAAAAGUUAACGCAACCUGUCACGAGCGCCUUACGAAAACGACAAGCGCGAGUGGAUUUUGUCCACGGCAUAGACGACAGCAUCCACAUCAACAACAAUUAGAGAAAAACAAACAAAAACAAUAUGCUCCGAUUAAUUUCACCAUAGUACCGAUUAAUGUGGCGGCACAAAGACGUGGAAAUGAAAAUAAACGUUUCGAAGAUGUGCGUGAUUUGCCGGAAAUAGUAUUAACAUCCUUUGAGCAGCAGCAGCAGCAAAAGCAACAACAACAACAACUAGAAGAAAGAGUGCUUAAAGCGACAACAAUACCAACGUUGGAGGCGGCCGCAACACCGAAGCGCGUAUUAGCAGCGACCCAAGGCAGCAGCAGUAGAGAGCAUUUGCAGCAAAAACUACAACAGCAACAGCAACAUCAACAACAACAGUAUCGUAGCAUUAUGCUAUCAAAAGCACCAACAACAGCUAUUUCGCCCACACCACCGCCACUGCCGGCGCCCCCAUCAGCAACUGCUACACCAACAAAAGCCAAGAAAGUUACACGAUUUUCACGCGCGCCCGAGUACACCACCAACCACUUCGAGCUGCUGCCAGCUAUUACGACAAAAACACCAACACCAACAGCAACCCCAACAAAAACAUCAACGACUACCGCUACAGUCAUCUCACCAGCGACAACAAACAAAUUACCGGAUGCGGAGGAUACGAGCGCAAGUGAAAUUAAUUCGCAACCUGGCAGCUCCACCUCACCGGAAUCGUUAAUGGAUAAUGUGCUGAGCGCAGCGUCGUCGGUAUCGGUGCGCAGCAGCAGUCUAAGCAGUGGCUGUGGCAGCGGCAGUGGUAGAGGCAGCGGCGGCAGUGAAAUGCUAAAAAUUGUCAAUGUCACAGCAAAAAGUGGUAAUAUGAUGCGUAAAGUGCCACAUGUUGCUGGUGAAGCCAUGGUAAAAGAGCGACAACAACAAACAAUAACACAAGCAAAAGAAUUGAACGAUAAUCGCUCAUUGAACUUAAAAUCGCCCUUAUCGAGGGGCUUGUCGCCAGUGCCAGCAGCGACAAAGCUAACAAUAAUAUCACCACUUACACCUCUUCUAACACCACCACCCACAUCGUUGCAGUUGUUAUCUCCAGCGCGCACUUUGACGCCAUCUCCCUCCUCUGUACUAGCAAUGGGCGCAUCGACGUCGCGCCUGAGUGAAACGCGCGCACUUCAACCACCCGAACUAAUCGAAGCGUCAGCAAAUCGUUCAAGAAGCACAUCCCCCAGUCACAGCAUUUCGAUACGCGUCACGCCGGAUACCUCACUAUUCCCUGACGAAUUGAAAUGUCGCAUUUGCAACGACAUUUUUCGUGACCCACGCACCCUAAAUUGCUUGCAUUCGUUUUGUUUUCAAUGCUUGGUUGAUGAGAAUUUCAAGCAGGACUCAAGCAUACCAUUUUGGUCACAGCCUGGCGCGGAAGAACACGAUUGGAAAUCCUCUAACAAGUCGAACUGCAGCGUGCAGUCCUCUUCCCCGGAUAUGUCGUUGCGCAGCGGCUCCACUUCACCUUCCCGUCAACGACACUCCUCAUUCAGCUUUAAGCGUAAAAAGUCACUCGAACGGAUUUUAUUAAAAGCGAGGUCCAAAUCCGAUGGCAAGAGUUCGGAAAGUUCCUCUUCACUGCGCAUGAGCGUUGCACCCGAAGAACGCUUCCGUCAUAUCAGCUGUAGUGUUUGCAAAUAUUCGACUGUAAUACCUGUGGGUGGCAUACGCCAAUUGCCACAGAAUUUAUUGCUCGUGCGCAAAAUCGAAGCCAUCAAAGAGGAAAUUGGUGAUGAGGUGCUAACGAAAGUUUGGUGUAGUCUGUGCUUUGAUGAAACAAAUGCGACCUACCAUUGCACCAGCUGUACGCUGAAUCUCUGCACGCUUUGCAAAGAGUCGCAUGAGCGACAGCGCAAUACAGCCGAUCAUCGUAUAAGGAAUAUUAUGGAAUUGCGACGCGCGCGCAAACAACAACUACCGCUCGCCGAUGAUAAUAAAAAUUUUACACUAAAAUGUGGCAUGCAUCCGGGCUUCGAAAUGAAAUCGUUUUGCAAUAGUUGCCUGCAGAUCGCCUGCGCCGACUGCCUUGUCCUACUCCACAAGGGCCACAGGCAUGAAUCGAUUGCAAAAGCUUUUACGAAUUACUCCAAAUUGUUGCACGACGCUGUGGAUCAUACGCGCCCACUUUGCAAUUAUGCCGAGCAUACAAUCGAGCGUAUGAACGAAAUCGCCAAGCGUAUAAAUAAGAGAUGUGAUGAUGCACAAAUGCAGAUAGAAACGUUUAUACGUCAAUAUUUCGAGGCGAUUGAAGUACAUCGCAAAACGUUGCUGCAACAGGUGCAUCGUGCGCGCGAAUCUAAAGUGGAAAUGAUACUCGAGCAGCAACUGGAUUUGGAAAAACGCAAUAACGAGUCCAUUAAUGCAUUACGCUUUGCUCAGGAGCUCACCGAAAAUGGUUCCGAUGUUGAAGUACUCUCUUUUCUAAAUAUACUGCUGCGGCGUUUCGAAUAUUGUCAACAAUUUAAAAUGCCCGUUGAUCCAAAGAUUUCGGAAUCCUUACACUUUCUUCCCCACAUACGCGCACCUGCUACGAAAGCGCAGAACGAUAUACCUCUCUUCGGAAUCAUUACCAUGCAAACAGUCGAUUCUUCGCUGUGUACGCUACAAUGGGAGGGCUUCUCACAAUUACGUCUCAAUAAACGUGUCGAACUUCUGCUGCAGUCACGUGAUGCAGACGGUGUGGGCCUAUGCCAUGGUGGUCUACUAAUCCAGACUCUACUCAAGUACAAAGAGGCAAACUCCAAGUGUCUGCCAGUUGAGAUUGCUGACAAUCGUGAUGGCACUUAUGGCAUCGGAUUUACACCCGAUACUGAAGGUGCUUUAGUGCUAACAAUAACUAUUAAUGAUAAGCCUAUUAAGGGCAGUCCCUUUGCAUUCCUCGCACGCAAUGUACGGCCGCACAGUGGCAUCUUUCAUUGUUGCACCUUUUGCUCCAGCAAGGGUAAUAAGUUGGUGAAAUGUUCCUGUGAUGGACGUAUGCCGGGUUAUAAUGGUUGUGGGCAUGGUCAUGCCGGUCACCCAGGUAGCCGUCAUUGGUCCUGUUGUGGUAAUGUCAUAGAGAAUUCCGAAUGUAAUGCCGCAAAUAAAAUGUUAAAUUCUUGAAAACUCUAAACAGUAAGCAAAAUAUGACAAGUCACAUUUACUAAUCUUAAAGAAAUAAAUAAAUGAAGUGAAUGAC